Messenger RNA from Penicillium verhagenii, 1710 nucleotides. Its product is annotated as putative RSC complex subunit Sfh1. Gene Ontology annotation, cellular component: RSC-type complex; nuclear chromosome; nucleus. The record is from RefSeq and is a predicted model, not a curated record. The transcript is spliced from 4 exons. NCBI's taxonomy places the organism in Eukaryota, Fungi, Ascomycota, Eurotiomycetes, Eurotiales, Aspergillaceae. Gene Ontology annotation, biological process: regulation of transcription by RNA polymerase II; chromatin remodeling. Gene Ontology annotation, molecular function: zinc ion binding; transcription coregulator activity. The coding region runs from base 1 to 1710 and encodes 569 amino acids.
AUGUCCCCUCUGAGAGGAUAUAUCACCACAUAUCCAACGCGCGUUCGUCAGUAUGGAAAUGCGCUCCUCACACCCGUCUACCCAGUGCAAACAGGUCCAACGCCGCGAACGACCAAACGCGGAACAACUGCAAUAAAUUAUGCCGAAGAUGGGUUCGAUGAUGAUGACUUUGAUGAGAGCGAUGGACCCCGGCGACCAACUGGGUUGAGGAGUCUACGUCGUGAAGAAUCAGCGAGUGGUGUUAUGUCCAUGCCGGAGAAGUUGGGCAAGGAAGCGCAUGCGCCAGUGGAAGUCCAGGGCGUAUUUCGAGAAUGGAUGAUCAAGCGGAUGCUCAGGCCAGCUUGUGCCGAGCAACUCCAGAUACAAGCACAGCUGCCCUUGACACUGAUUCCAAUCCGAAUUGACGUGGAAGUCCCCGGGCACCAACCUCUCGAACCCUUCCCCCUCCCACGCGGCGUCAUGGAUCCCAGCAUCAACCCGACACUUCCUGCAUACCGUCGACCUGACGUCCUUCCUCCGUUUCGAAUCAAGGAUACUUUCCUUUGGAACCUUCAUGAGGCUCUGUCUACACCGGAAGAGUUUGCCAUUGGCUUUGUGCGCGAUCUAGAUCUUCCCAACCCGCAAGCAACAACAAUGACCAUCAGCAAUCAGAUCAGGCAGCAAUUGGAAGAGUACGCAGGUGUAGCACUGCACCCUUUGUUCCAAACCUCCCAAAUUCCUGUGACAAGUGUGCCUCCGCAAGCCGAGCCCUCGAGAGAUCCAUCGAUGACUCCGGCUGCUACAAAUGCCGCAACUCCGGAUGGCCGGUCUGUUGGACCAGGAGUCGCUGCCACCAAAGAUGCGCUGGUUAAUGACAGUCUUCACAACCCAGAUGAUGCCUACCGUUGCGUGAUAAACCUCAAUAUUAAUCUUCAAAACAAGCUCUACACUGACAAGUUCGAGUGGUCACUUCUCCAUCCUGCCGGUAUGCCUGAACAAUAUGCAAAAAUCACCUGCGCCGAUCUCGGUCUUAAUGGUGAGUGGGUAGGUGCCAUUACGCAUGGUAUCUAUGAAGCGGUGUUGAAACUGAAGAAGGAGGUCUGCGAAAGCGGUGGUCUUGUUAGCGGCAUCAACGGUAUCGGAAAUGAGAUCGAUAAUCAGGCCGCAAAUGGGGCCGAAGCUGGCUGGCGAUAUGACCCUGAGACUCUAUGUGAACAGUGGGGGCCCAGAGUGGAAAUUCUUUCCAAGGAUGAAAUUGAGAGGCGAGAAGGAGACCGGGAACGACAAAUCCGACGUCUACGACGAGAGACAGCCCGAUUCUCCUCCACCACGGGCAUCACUCCAGACGCUUCCCGACAGAGCAGUGGGUACUUUGAUAUCGACAGUGAAACCCCACUGGGUAGAGGAGAGCGAAACAAGCGCAAGCGUCGUUUCCGCAGCAUCAGUCCGAUGGGUAGGGGAGGCACUCCCGGUGGCCGGGGCACUCCUGAUACGAGCUCGGGGGCUGGUUAUGGUGGAGGCGGCGGUACACUUUCCGAGUGGGAACGCCAAAGCUGGCGCUGCAGCAACUGUAUGGUCUGGGGCUCAGCUGUUUGGGCUGUACGAGACGGUCCAGAAGGUCCACGGACCCUCUGCCACAAUUGCGGCUUCCUCUACGAACGAGACAAAGUCGUCCCCCAAUGGUCAAAAGAUCUACACCGUCACGACGUUCCCGUUGGCCGUUUUACUUAG